AAACUCAAAUCUCAAACUAAGUACGACUCUUUUUUCGAAACUAAACCACACCUAUACUUAAUCUUAAACCUUUACUCUUUGACAUUUUACUUGGGUCAAUCAAAAUCAUACAGAGACACAUAUGCACAUGCGCAUACAUAUACAUAUACGAAGACGUAUAUACACUUUCUACCUGCCAUCCUAAAUACACCAGCUCUUGAAAUGUUUAUUUCUUUAUUCUCUCUCGAAUGCUUUCUUCUGAAAGGAUCCUACCCGCUGCUCAUUUCCGUUUCCCAAGCUAUGAACUCACAAGUGAGCCAUGAUAUAAAAAGCAAAACAAGCAAAAAAAAUGCACAAACCGCUUAUGAAAGGCUUGUUUUUGUUUGUUUCUUUCUUUUUUCUAGUGACAAAUCCGUACGUUUUCGUUUCAUCUAUGCAAUACAAGCUCCUCCUUCCCAUCCUUGUUGACCGCUGAUGUACCUACAAACUAUGGUAUGGUGUAAGAGACUAACAUACGUCUAUUCCCAGCACCAGCUCUAUGUAAUCCAUUGUUUAAACAUUCAUUGAUUAAGCAUACUGGAUGCAGACAUAUAUCUCAUUUCAUUUAUAUGCUGUCCCUAUAGUGGACAACAUUGCUAUUGUUUACGUUUAUUUAUCCCCACAUACUAAAUCCGUUCGCUAUUCAAAGACCUGUAAACUAUGAAACAUUUCAUUCCAAAGUUUUCUUUUCAUUUCUAUUAAAAAGGACGACAAAAAGAAAAUUCCUUUUUGUUUUAUUCUUUGUUCUUUUUCCGAUCUUCAGUUUUUUUGUCCCGGUUUCUAUUUUUACACAUGGUAACCUUACCCCAGCCCGUCGUGUCGGUAAUAGGCUUAACAACGUUAAUACGUUCCCACAACUAUAUUCUUCUAGAAAAAAAAUGACAUCAUGGCUUUUCAUAACAAGUUCAAAAAGAAAAAAUUGAUUU
Molecule: messenger RNA, 944 nt
Organism: Schizosaccharomyces octosporus yFS286
Lineage: Eukaryota; Fungi; Ascomycota; Schizosaccharomycetes; Schizosaccharomycetales; Schizosaccharomycetaceae
Exons: 1
Coding region: 202-447 (81 amino acids)
Source: RefSeq, a predicted model, not a curated record